AGCGGCGGUGGCGGCCCGGGCUCUCCAUGAGCGAGCGGCGGCGGCGACGGGAUGAAGACACUGUUUGAGGAGAUCAAAGCAUCAAUUAAAAAUAACUAUAACCAAGAUCGAUCUUUUUGGAGGCCUGUUCUUCCUUGGGGAGGUGUUUUUACUAUCAAAGCUGGCCGCAAAGCAGUAUCCUGUACACCGCUCUAUGUUGAAAUAAGACUGAAAAAUACCUGCACCAUAGAUGGAUUCUUGAUGUUGUUGUACGUCAUUCUUAACGAAAAUGAGACUUUCCCCAGGGAGCUUUCUCUUCAUUUUGGUAGAGAGUUCGUAGACUGUUUCCUUUAUUUAAUGGACACCUGCAGUUUUACAACUGUGAAGCUCCUUUGGAUUUGGGACAAGAUGGAAAAGCAGCAAUACAAAUCUGAAGUUCAUAAAGCUUCCUUGAUCAUUGAUCUGUUUGGGAAUGAGCAUGAUAACUUUACAAAAAAUCUUGAAAAUCUCAUGUCUACCAUUCAAGAAAGUUACUGUUCCAACUGGCGAUGCCCGACAAGAGUACAGGAAGAUCAGCAGCGCACGAUUAAUAUAAAUCCCCCCCAAGAAAUUCCACAUGGAAAUCUGAUCCGACUGGCUGUGGAUGAGCUGUUCUGUUCCAAGAUUGAAUUAUGUGGCGCGCAUGGGUGUGGCGGCUUAAGAGAAUUUUCCCAGCGAGUUUUCUGCCAUGGAGCACCUCCUUUUGUCGUCUUAAAUAUGCAGCACUGGAAGUCUGAGGACCUGGCAUAUGUACCGUAUUACUUGGACUUAUCCGACCACAAAUACUUGUUGGAAGGUGCCACGUUAUUUAACAAAGAGGAGCAUCAUUAUUCUGCAGCUUUCCAGAUUGAUGGACAUUGGAUGCACUAUGAUGGCCUCAGAAAUGUGAAUUUAAUUUUGUUAAAUAAACCCCCAGAGUUUCUCCUCUUGUCAUCAUUGGUUUAUAUUCGAGCAACAGAGAAAUAAAUACAGACUGAUGCUAAAUUCAGUUGUUCUCCCGCCUGCCCGUGCCCCCCACCAGGAUGAAGGGCUUUUAUUUUGUGUAUACUUGGUAUCCAAGGAAACAGUUCAACUAUACUAGUUUCAGAGGUGUAUUUCCCAGUGUUUUGCUCCAGGUAAAUGUUUUAUAUAGAAGAUCUAUGCAAAAAUUUGUAUUUCUUUUUUAUAUUUCCUGGUUAUUUUUAUACAAGCAUAUUUUAUGUUGAAAUAAAAUGUAUCUAUAGUCCUUGUAUUUUUAAUUUAUAUGUUCCACAAAAGUUUUUACAAUUCUAUCUUUAAAUUGAAAGAAAUUUAAGAGAAUACUUUGUCACUGAAUUCUAAAUUUUUUUUUUUUUUUGGAUAUACAGGUAAAACCUGGAUAACAGUCAGUAUUUUAAUUUAUAUAAAUUUAAAAGUUCAGGAUAUAUCUGACUAUAUCUCUUUGCCCUACCUCAACUAGUAUCCAAAGUGCACUAUAGAGAUUUAGUAUGAAUUUGAAUGUACAAUUUAUGGAUGACUUAAUUUUACCCAUUGCUUUACCUAAUUUCCUUGCAGCAAUUUUUUCAUGUGAGAAUUUUUUCCUGGGCUUAAAUGAUGGUAAAUUACUGUAACUACUUGGGUAAAAUACUGUAAACCUGCCAGUGGAUUUCCAAGUGUUAAGUAAGCUUCCAACCCUAAAGUUACUGUUCAGAAUAAAUUAUAUAACUACCCUAAAUAUUAGCCUCAUAGUUAAAUGUAAUGGAAAUUCUCCAAUAAAAAGUCACGUUACAGAAAAAUCAACUAUAAAAAAUAAUAUGUGACUGGAUGCUUCAUAGUGUUGGGCUAACAAAAAGGACUUUUAAAUAUAUGAGAAGUGUUCUACUGUUUAACUAUAUGUCCAGCCCAAUAUCCUUUACCUAGUUAAGUUUUAUACUGCCCCAGAGGAAAAGCUAAAUUUUUAGAAUAAUACUUGCCGGCCAUCUUGUAGGUAGUAAUUGAUACUAUGAAGCUUUGAUUUGCAAUAUGUCACUAGAAUUUUAUAGAUACCAAAAUAUUUUUUGUAAGUGUUGCUCUUCCUUUUAAAGGAAAAUAAUGAAGAUUCUCAAGGGAAAAUACUUUUCGGAGCUUGUCCCCAUUCAUUUCAGUGUUUACAUUUCAACACAAUCUGCUUUAGGUUUGGGGUUGAGAUUAGGUGCAAUAUAUUUGAAGAUGUCUCCAGGACUGCUCCGUUCACUGCCAUAUACCAAACUGCUAAGGUUUCAUCCAGUAAAUUAAGUCUUAUCUUGCCUUGGUGCCGUGUUGAGAUAACUUUCUAUAAGAAUAGAUAAAUGUGGGUGAAACAUUGCUGAGAAUUCCGUACUCUGAGGGAAUACUACGAGAAGUACUUUUAUACCUAAGAUAAAUAUGAUUUAUUUUAUAACAAAGAAAACCCUUAUCCCAGUAUUUAUUUAAAUAGUCCCCAAGUGUAAAAGCUAGGAUUUGGUUUACAGUAAACGUAACCUAUAACAUAUUAUAGUAUUGCAUGAAUCAAAAUAUAUAAGAACACAAAUAUUAGAGUAUGUAUAAGUGGCAUAAUUAGCAAAUUAUUAAUAUCAGCAAUGUUAUUCCUAAUGCAGAUUUAUUCCUUUAUAAAUUGCACUUUAUUUGGAAUAUUAGUUUCUCACAAAACAAUGACAUGCCUACCUCACAGGGUUGUUGUGAGGAUUAAGAUGUUUGUUAAAAUCUUGACUACCUUGAACGUGCUAAUAAACAUGUUUUUUCUACCUCUUUA
This is a messenger RNA of Chinchilla lanigera (long-tailed chinchilla), 2746 nucleotides long. RefSeq names its product chromosome unknown open reading frame, human C14orf28 (gene Dorip1). The record is from RefSeq and is a predicted model, not a curated record. NCBI's taxonomy places the organism in Eukaryota, Metazoa, Chordata, Mammalia, Rodentia, Chinchillidae. Bases 52 to 984 code for a protein of 310 amino acids. The transcript has 5 exons.